Molecule: messenger RNA, 2706 nt
Organism: Talaromyces amestolkiae
Lineage: Eukaryota; Fungi; Ascomycota; Eurotiomycetes; Eurotiales; Trichocomaceae
Exons: 6
Coding region: 1-2706 (901 amino acids)
Biological process (GO): transmembrane transport
Cellular component (GO): membrane
Molecular function (GO): transmembrane transporter activity
Source: RefSeq, a predicted model, not a curated record
AUGGGAUUCGCUUUGACCAACUCGUGGUGGGCGAUAGCAUCAUCUCUGGGUACAGGCCUUCCCCAAGGGGGCACUUCCGGUAUUGUUUACGGGAUCAUUCUCGUAUUCUUUUUUUCGAGCUGCGUCGGAAUCACGCUUUCAGAAUUGGCGUCAGCGUGGCCUCAUCCUGGAGGCCAAUACUACUGGACCGCCCAACUUAUGAGCCCUCGUUAUCGCCGGUUUGGUGCUUAUUGCACAGGUUAUAUUAGUUGGUUCGGUGCUCUCUUCACCACCAGCUCAGUGGCCCUUGCAGAGGGCUCCAGUAUUGUCGGCUUACUCAAAUACACACAUCCUUCCAUUGAUAUCAAGCCAUGGAUGGUUUUUGUUGCUUCUCAAGUUUUAAAUGUCGUGGUUGCCUUGUUCAAUAUUUAUGGCAAGACACUUCCACCCAUCGGAAAAAUCUGUCUAUGGGUCACCUUGAUUAGUUUCUUGACGACCCUCUUCACGGUGCUGGCAUGCUCCUCUGGCAAUUACAACACUCCACAAUUUGUUUUCGGAACAUUGACAAACGAGUCCGGAUGGAGUCUAGAUGGGAUUGCGUUCCUUGUUGGAUUGAUCAAUCCUAGCUGGGCGUUUCCCUGCUUGGAUGCGGCCACUCAUCUUGCUGAAGAGGUGGUGAAUCCGGAGCGGGCGAUUCCUAUUGCGAUUAUGGGAACGGUCCUCAUAGGAUUCGUAACUGCUUUCUCGUACGCGAUUGCAAUCUUCUUCUGUGCCGUCAAUCUGGACAGCGUCGUCUCGACGGUCACUGGAGUCCCUAUUCUUGAAGUCUUUUCUCAAACAGUCAUCCAUAGAACCGGGGUCAUCUUUCUGGAGAUCCUGGUCAUUCUGUCCGGGAUUGGAACGCUCAUUUCCUCCCAGACCUGGCAGUCGCGAAUUGCUUGGUCGUUCUCACGUGAUGGUGGGAUCCUGGGCAGUCGAUACUGGUCUCGGUUCCAUCCGCAUCUUCACACCCCUAUUUACAGCCAUCUGCUAUGUACCGCGAUCUGUGCGAUUCUGCUUUUCACAGCCUCCAUGGCCCAGGAAACCAAAUCUGAAUAUCGGGCGGCAAAACCCCUCCCGUACGAACUUCGCCAGCAUUGUGCUAUCUAUUUUGAGGAGAAGCUAUACUCCCAAGCCCUAACUUUGCUAUUGAACAUAUUAUCCUACGGAACCUCUACGCACGCUCCGGCAUAUGUCCCGGCACCCCAACACCUGGCGCUUGCAGCAACACUCCUCGUGCACCCCUCCACCACCACGAACGCGAAAUCAAAAGAGGAGAAAGACUCAGCUAGUGCGGCGCUACAGCUACUCCGUCUCACUCUACAGUUGGUGGGGCCGAUCUCCUCAAAACUCAAUGUCGCAUUCACAUUUACGCAUUUCGACUCAUCCAGACACGGCGGUCAAUGGAAGGGUGAUGAGCAGAUAACACCAGUCUCUGGAUCCGACGAUGAUGAGACGCCGCUGAACUUGGACCUUGCAAAGUCAAAGUCUUUAUGGUCGCGAGCAGAAGAUUUCUGGCAUGUGGUUGGCUGGGCAUUUAUUUGCUCGGUUUUGCACCCGCGACGAUGGGAACGAUGGCAGAUAUGGCUUGAAUAUAUGUGCUUGGCUAUGGAGGKGGACUGGAUACAGCGCGAGAAAAUGGCAGCGGGAACAGACAAGCCGGAAAAAAUCUUGAAAGACAGUUUAAUAUGGAAAUUCAUCGACACAGAUGCCACGGGUUACGGUCGAGAACGUCGGAUAUUACGUGCCAUCUUUGCGGAUGGCAGCGCCGCCGCAUUGACUGAGUUCCGUGAGGUGUUCAAGAAUGAGUUGAAGAAGCAACAACAGGGAGAAGAAGAGAAAAAUGCAUCUAAUUCGAGGAAAAGGGCUGAAGUGAAUAUAGACGAAGACGAGUAUGGCGAUUAUCUUUUCCAGGAUGAUGACGAGUCAGACAUACCGGAAAAAUCCACGCGCACUCGACCUAAACGUGCUCGCCGAGGCACGAGGGCCGCCGACUUAACUCUUGUCGAAGAAGCAGCAGCAAAAGAAGAAGAACAAAAAGCAAAGAAAUCAGCAGACGAAGUGCAUGCCAAAGGAGACAUUGCUGCAUACGGCGAUUUCCACUCUCUCGAGCUCCGGCAACGUCUACUAAGCCUCUUAAGCAAAGUUUCCAUAGCCAUGCCCAAAACAUUCAUGCCCACCGACGCACUCUUCCACUUAUUCGUGGAAAAUAUUCGACACCUCCCACUUCCCAUCUUCCAGGCCUUCGUCUCACCACCAAACCUUCCCUGGAUGACAGCAGACGCCCAGAGCACUCUAUGCGAGACGCUGAUUCUGCGCAUGCGAGAAAGCGCAGCACCCAACCCAACAGAUCCCUAUCUGAGUCAACAAGAAUUGCAAGAAUGCUACCUGCCCUACUCGGCAAAUACAACCAGCGCAGUCGAUAAUACCAAGUACUCGAUUCUUUUGGAGGCGUUGAUUAUCCUUCUGGCCAGAAACGACGCGCUCCACAAUACACCUCUAUUAAGAGAAGCGGCCAUGACGGGCAUCGAGCGGCGAAUGGCGAAAGCAGAAGGGGAAGUCCGUCGGAAUAAAACCAGUCGAAAGAUGGAGGGCGAUGAAUGGUCGUGGCUGGUUGAGAGUGCGGAUCGGUUGCUCUAUUUGGUGGAGGAGAUUUUGCCUCAGGUUGACGUGGCUGAUGAGAAUUGA